This is a messenger RNA of Cotesia glomerata, 1488 nucleotides long. RefSeq lists its product as uncharacterized. The coding region runs from base 273 to 809 and encodes 178 amino acids. The transcript is spliced from 6 exons. The record is from RefSeq and is a predicted model, not a curated record. NCBI's taxonomy places the organism in Eukaryota, Metazoa, Arthropoda, Insecta, Hymenoptera, Braconidae.
ACUCGAGUUUUACUUCAGUACCAACCACCAACGCCAACCGCCGACGAACGACGAACAAGUCCAGUCCGGUUCAAACAUCCCGAGUGUGCACACGCCUUUGAGAUUGAUCCUUGUGACACUUGAAUAAUCUUUGUUUCAUCCCUCGUUUUAUUUCUUUAUCGAAUCGUGGUGAUAAAACAAACUCGACUCGUUUAUAAAUUCUUUAUUCUAAUUAUCCGCGAAAUAUUUUUUGGCUGAGUUUUGUUCGUUUAUUGAUUUUGCUGAUCAUCAACAUGCCUUUCUAUUCAGAUUUUUUGGCAAUGGAAGUUGAUGAAACAGUUAGCCAGCCACAAACAAACUGUUUCAAGUAUCAAUCAAAUGAAGAAUUCCAUGAAAAAUUUGAUUAUCAUGUCUCAGAAUCAGGAUGGAGUUCUUCGAAUCCAUCGUCACCCGAAUCACCAAAUUUGAACAGAAACUUUUAUAAACGCAAAGGACAGGAUCACUCGAGAGAUACAUACAGAACAAACUAUGCACAAAAAUCACCAAAAAACUCAGGAUUUUAUUCUCCAGGUUCAUUCACUGGAUCGAUGAAUUCACCAAAUUCGUCGUUGGAAAAAUCUUUUAUGAGAACAGGACAGCAAAGUACACCGUGCAAAGAAAAUCAGUUUUUUAUUGGACUCAAACCAUCAGAACGUAUUAGUUACAUUCGAGAAAUCCUACCUGUGCAAAAUCAGUCAGGAUAUACCUCACGUUCUAAAUGGGAAUCGAUGGCUCCACCCAAGGCACCUCUACGUCGUCCUCACAGUCCAUCAUCUCAUCUUAUUUGGUAAGCAAAAAAUAUUAGCAGAAAAAAUUUUUUUCUGUUAAAAUGCAAUUGAAAUUCAGUUAUUAUAAAGAUAACUAAUUUUCAGUUGUAAUUAAUAGUACAUACUAUUAAUAUUUUAUUGUCGUCAAAUCUCUUGCUUUAUUCUCUGAUGCUAUGCAUCAGAUUUGAAUUAAGGCAACAAGAGAAUUUAUAUUUGUAUGGCAAUUAUCUAAUUAUUAUAAUGCGUUAUAGACAUUCAUCGCAAUUUGAUUGAAAAAAAUUACUUAUAUUGUCAGUUUUGAUACUUUAUUACAUUUAACAAUGACAAAAUUAAUUAUAUGUUUCUUAGAAAAACUAUAGUUCAUUAUAUACUUAAGAGUAUUCAUAAAAGUACAGAAAUUCCAUACCGAAUGCGAAAGACUUGAUAAAUGUUUUAAUCUUUAGGUGAUAUCAAUCAUUUUAAUUAAAAAUAGUUUCUAUGUGAGUGUUUAAAACUUUAGGGUAUAAUUACUAAGGAUUUUAUAUUUAUAAGUAAAUAUGUCGUUUAUAAUUACGACAAUGUCUGUCUUAUUUUAAAGCGUUUAAGCAAUUGCGAAAAAAAUUAUUAAUAAUUUUUUUUUAUUUUUUGCUAAAUUAUAAUCACUUACACCUUACACGUACAAAAAUAAUGUAAAAAUUACAUAUGCAAAUAGUUUAAGUAACAU